CUUCACUUUCCACUCGCCCACUCUGUCUUUCUCCUUCUGUUCAGAAUCCCACUUCCAUCCUUACUGGUCACAUCCCCUCGAGUCGACUCUUCUCGUUGUGGUUCUCGUCUUUCUUUGUUAAACUCUAUCCAUCCCAAGUCCACCGUUCCAUCCCUGUUCACCAUGGCGGCACCCGGCCAGCCAUCUCCCCAGCAAAUCGCGGCCAUGCAGCAGCAGUUCGCUGCUGAGGCGGCCAAGCGAGGAAUGACCCCCGAGGAAUUCGCCAAACAGCAGCGCGAACAACUGAACGCCGAAGCCGCAAAGCACGGAAUGACCACCGAGCAAUACGUUACGCAGCUGAGAAUGCGAGCUAUGGCAGCACACCAGAAACAGAUGGAGGCCCAACGACAAGCUCAAACUGGUUCGCCGCAGCCAGGACAGCCAGGACCGCCGGCGCAAGGCCAACCGCAACCCCAGCAGCAGCAGACCACACAUCAGGUUCCCGUGAACCCGUCGAAUCCCCCCGAUCCCAAGGCGAUUGCCGUCGCUCAGUUCCUGCGCUCCCAGAACCUGAAGACGCGGACAUGCAUCAUGGACGGACAGAGAAAGGACAUGUUCAAAGUGAAACGUGCUAUCCGCGCUCUCGAGUCUCCCGCCUAUGCCAAAGCAGCCGCCAAAAAGAACUCCAUCCUUCCCCCUGUCACGGACCGCGCUUCCGCAGAAAACGUCUUCAAGCUCCUCCCGCUAUCGCUUCUCGCCCUACGCGUUACGAAAGUUGACCCCCACGCCGGUCACAACCACGGCAAGCCCAAGAACCGCGUCAAGGGACUGUGGACCGUGAAGAUCGAGCAGCACCAGGAAACUGGCGACAUGAUGCACUACGUCUUCCUCUACGAAGGACCCCAGUGGAAGCAGAAGGCCAUGGCCGCUGCCGUGGUGGCGGGAAUUUUCGCCGUCGUCUUGUUCCCCCUGUGGCCGAUGAUGCUGAGACAGGGCGUCUGGUACCUCAGUGUCGGCAUGAUGGGUCUGCUGGGUCUCUUCUUCGCCAUGGCUAUCUUCCGUCUGAUUCUGUUCUGCAUCACCGUGUUUGCCGUUCCUCCCGGUCUCUGGCUGUUCCCCAACCUGUUCGAAGAUGUCGGUUUCUUCGACAGUUUCAAGCCGUUGUGGGGCUGGCAAGAAAACAAGAAGAAGAAGUCCAAGAAAUCAUCCGUCAGCGCACCUCCCGCAGCUCAAGCACAGGACUCUACGGCGACUACAACCGCCACGCCUGCACCCCAAACGUCAGGGGCCGUCAAGCGCGAUCUUGCACCCCGAGUCGAAGAGGCUGCUGACGAGUAAUGCUGCAAAGUACGAUGCAACCAUAUACAGAGAAUUGGGACUUUGGCUGAGACCAUUCUGAUGGAACCAUACACUGGGUGAUAUUCUAUUUAUCUUCAUCAUCCACGUGCGCUCUUUUCCUUUCUUCUUAUUGUCUUAUUCCCUUUAUGUUGUCGAUUCUGUUUUUCUGCGUUUCAGGGCAUGUUUAUUCGGGUAUCAUGGGUUCAAAAUUCCUUGCAGUAGUAUCAUGAGCUCUUUGUCGCAAUGAAGAUUCUUUACCGG
Molecule: messenger RNA, 1578 nt
Organism: Aspergillus steynii IBT 23096
Lineage: Eukaryota; Fungi; Ascomycota; Eurotiomycetes; Eurotiales; Aspergillaceae
Product: Sec62 family protein translocation protein
Exons: 3
Coding region: 163-1317 (384 amino acids)
Biological process (GO): post-translational protein targeting to membrane, translocation
Cellular component (GO): endoplasmic reticulum; endoplasmic reticulum membrane
Source: RefSeq, a predicted model, not a curated record